This is a messenger RNA of Biomphalaria glabrata, 525 nucleotides long. RefSeq names its product 26S proteasome non-ATPase regulatory subunit 10-like. NCBI's taxonomy places the organism in Eukaryota, Metazoa, Mollusca, Gastropoda, Planorbidae. The transcript has a single exon. Gene Ontology annotation, molecular function: protein binding. The record is from RefSeq and is a predicted model, not a curated record. Bases 1 to 525 code for a protein of 174 amino acids.
AUGGCGGAAACUAAGGACCAAGUUCAGCCCAAUGACUCCGUCUUAUUCAAAGCAAUAGCUUCCUAUAAUUCCUCAGAGAGUAUUGAGCUUUUGAGACUGUGUGAUCACAAAACGGAACAUUUCUCCAACCACUCCCUAAACUGGGCUGUUUUUGAGGCUUGUAAUAAAGGCCACGCCGAAUUUCUCCAGUUCCUUCUGGAAGAUGGCUCGCGACUGGAACUUAGAGACGACAACGGAAACACUCCUCUUUUGAUUUGCUCCGCGAAAGGAUUUUUACGAAUUGUGGGAAGACUCUUGAGGCUGGGGGCUGACGUCAAUGCUAAAAAUAACAACGGUGAUACUGCUCUGAUGGUUGCUACGUCAAGGAGAGUAAUUCAGUGUUUACUACAAGACAGCCGUAUACAUCUAGAUGAACGAAACUCGACUGGGAACACUGCUUUAAUGUCAGCCAUUGAGACAUAUCAUCUCAAGAAGGUCAAAUUGCUGAUCAGUGCUGGAGCUAACCCAAACCAAACAGCCGAUUAA